This is a messenger RNA of Closterium sp. NIES-65, 1515 nucleotides long. The record is from the annotation of a GenBank genome assembly. NCBI's taxonomy places the organism in Eukaryota, Viridiplantae, Streptophyta, Zygnematophyceae, Desmidiales, Closteriaceae.
AUGGCGACCAGCAGUAUCCGCAAGGCCCGCAAAAGCCUCAAGCCGUCUCCCGCGCUAAAUCAACGUCGUGAAGCUCCGCACAUCCCGCAUCACCUCUCCGCUCUCGUUCCACUUCCCUCUCACUCCGCCCCAUGCUGCUGCUGUUGCGCCUUCCUCCCCUGCCCUCUUCCCCCUCCCCCUUCCCUCGCGCACGCGCUCGUCUGUCGCGCUUGGCUCCCGCUUGCCUGCCAAUCUCUCGUUUCCACCUGCCUUCCCGCCGGCGCGGGGCUCCCCCUGCGCGCGGUGCUCCGCCUGCUCCGCCAAUGCGCGGAACUCCGCAGCUUAACAAUCCCCCCGGGGAGCGUUGUAUGGCGGCGGAAGGGGGGAAAGCGGUGUAAGGACGGGGCAGCGUCAGGGGCAGGGGGAGUGAACAGGGGAAAAGGACGAGGGGCGGGAGAAGGCAGAGGGGAAAGGGGAGGAGGCUGGGCGGAGCGGAAAUCAGAGUGGCGCAGGGUAGGUGAAGCAGGGGAAGUCGAUUCCGACGCAGUUGCGCUUGUAGGAGCAGGGGAAGUGUUCUAUACUGAAGCACCAGCAGCAGGAGGGGCAGACAAGGCAGUCGCGGCAGUUGCGGGUAGAGAAGCAGGAAGCGGAACAGGCGGAAGAGAAGGGGGGCAUUGGCGUAUCGGGGGAGAGUUUGGGGGAAAUACGAGUGGAAACGACGGGGUGCGAUGGGGAGGCGAGCAGGCGUGGGGGGAGCAUGGGCAUGGGGCCCAUGGGGGGCCUGGGGGACAUGGGGAAGAGAGCGGGGAGUGGUUGGGUAACGCCAACCUUACCCCUCGCAUCUCUUCCCCUCACCAGAAUUUACCCCAGACGGCACACAGAGGCCCAUGCUCAGUUGCUCCCCUCUCGCUUUCCUCUUCCGCCUCCUCCAGCUCACGCCUUUUGUUCCCCUUUUCCCCCCCUCCUGGAGCAACUCCCUACCCAUACACUCAUGGUAGCCCAUGUAGCCACCCCUUCCCUUCUUCCCCUUCCCCUCCUUCCCCUCCUUUUUCCCCUUCUCUCCCUUCCCCUUCUCCCCUUAGCCCCCCUUCUCCUCCGUUCUCCCCUUCCUCACCUCCCUCCUCCUUCUUCCCUCCUCCUGGUCCUAUCGCAUCCUGCUCUGCUGCCUCCCCCCUGCAUACGCACCUGACGGAUCAUCAGACUCGGAAUCAAAUCUGCAGCCACAGCACAAACCACCAUCACAAGCAGCAUCACAAGCACCACCACCAUACGCCCCGAGACAGCCUAGACCUGUUUUUCACCCGCAUUUCCUCCCUGCCUCUCCUCUCCCACCUCUCCCUCCUCUCCCUCCCUCCCACUUCCCUCACACUGCCCGAUUCCAUCUCAAACCUCUCCUCCCUGCGCGUUCUCCGUCUCGGGCAGCUCGCACGGGCAGCAGCGGAAGAAAUCUCCGGCGGCGUCCCUUUCAGCAGCAGUGCAGCAACGGCUUUUGACCUGGUGGCCCCAGCGGCCCUCCUCCCGUUUUCUCACACCUGA